This is a messenger RNA of Fusarium subglutinans, 279 nucleotides long. RefSeq lists its product as uncharacterized. Lineage: Eukaryota; Fungi; Ascomycota; Sordariomycetes; Hypocreales; Nectriaceae. The record is from RefSeq and is a predicted model, not a curated record. Bases 1 to 279 code for a protein of 92 amino acids. The transcript is spliced from 2 exons.
AUGAAGCCCCUCGAGAACACCACCCUCUCCGACACCCAUGACCUACUUCAGAACCCUGCCUUCCGACGAUUCUGCGUUAACAUGUUCGGAAGAAUCGUUGGUCUUUCGUUCAACGAGAACAACGGCUGGACUUCUUUUUUCCAUCUCCAGCUCCAGGCCAUCGUUAACAGUCCCUGUUUGUUUCUAAAUCUUCUCUUGCAAGCCUGGGAUAAAGCCCGAGUCAUCGACCUGGAUCUUCACCCCAUCAUCGACAUCGAUGAUCAUCCAGAGUUCGACUAA